This is a messenger RNA of Charadrius vociferus (killdeer), 831 nucleotides long. RefSeq names its product abhydrolase domain containing 11 (gene ABHD11). Bases 1 to 831 code for a protein of 276 amino acids. The record is from RefSeq and is a predicted model, not a curated record. Gene Ontology annotation, cellular component: mitochondrion. The transcript is spliced from 6 exons. Lineage: Eukaryota; Metazoa; Chordata; Aves; Charadriiformes; Charadriidae.
AUGCAGCGUCAGGUUGCUUUCCGCUACGGGAAUGCACAGUCUUAUCGGUUCGGCUGCGGGGUCCCGGGGGGGACGCAGCCACCAGGGCAGCAAGCGCUGCUGGAUGCCGGCCUCGCUCAGCUGCUUUCGGUAAACACCGGCAAGCCGGUGCUGACAGUGGACGCCCGGAACCACGGCGGCAGCCCCCACAGCCCGCUGAUGACCUACGAAGCCAUGAGCCUGGACGUGCAGCACCUCCUGACCCGCCUGGGGCUCACCAAGUGCCUGGGCAUCACCAAGUGCAUCCUCCUGGGACACAGCAUGGGGGGCAAGACGGCCAUGACGCUGGCCUUGCAGCGGCCAGACCUGGUGGAGCGCCUCAUCUCUGUAGACAUUAGUCCCGUCUCAACCGUACCUGUCUCCGAAUUCUCUGCCUACAUCUCUGCCAUGAAGUCAGUGAAGAUCCCAGAUGGUCUGUCCCGCUCUGCAGCCCGCCAUCUGGCUGACGAGCAGCUGCGUCCGGUGGUCCAGCUCCCGCAGCUGAGACAGUUCCUCCUCACCAACCUGGUGGAGGUGGAGGGCCGCUACAGCUGGCGAGUGAACCUGGAGGCUAUUUCCCACCACUUGGCAGAUAUCAUGAACUUCCCUGUCUUCCACAAGCCUUAUCCUGGCCCCGCACUUUUCUUGGGAGGAUCCAACUCGCCCUAUAUCAGCUCUGAACACUACCCGGAGAUCCAGCGCCUCUUCCCCAAAGCGGAUGUCCAGCACAUCGAAGGUGCAGGCCACAUAGUCCAUCAGGAUAAAUUUGAAGAAUUCAUCACUGCUGUCCUCAAUUUCCUGCCACCGCCAUAG